Molecule: messenger RNA, 1346 nt
Organism: Ruditapes philippinarum (Manila clam)
Lineage: Eukaryota; Metazoa; Mollusca; Bivalvia; Venerida; Veneridae
Exons: 1
Coding region: 239-1132 (297 amino acids)
Source: RefSeq, a predicted model, not a curated record
CCUCAAAUACUAAUUAUUAUUUAAAACGUAGCAACUGAUGUUCUUGUGUCAACUGGUAAAAGGUAUUUAACAAGUCAUCUCAUAAACUUGUUUCUGUCAAAGGAUAAUCCGACCUGUCACAGAUUACAACGUUAAAGCUUCGACAGUUUUACCUGCUACUCAGUGUUGAUAUAAGUGAAAAUAAAAUCUUCGGAGCGUUUGAGUGUCGUAAAGUGUUAAUCUACACAUAAUAUUAAGUAUGGCAAGUCAAGCGAAGCGAUGUUUGCAUCAUUGGCCUACAAGAACGCUGUGUGUUUUCUUUCUGAUUCUUCAGGCAGUUUGCAUGAACUGGUAUCUGAUGAGCAAUCUCUCCAACACGUGGGCAGCGAUCUACAGCGCAGAUGCUGUUGUCAUAGCACUGUUUGCUAUUUCUUUUAUGAUGGCCUCGAGAAACAUGAAUGUAGAAAAACAUUCUCAAGGCCUUUCAUUUUCUGAUGUUAAACACUUACCGUUGACGUUUAUAGCUUGGUUUGUGUAUACAGUUAUUAUGGAUGUUAAGAUCUUUGUCAUAUUCAGUACAUUUUCCACAGAUUUGGACGAAGAUUCUUUCUUCGGAUCGAACACGUUAAAGACAACUAUAGCUCUGACAGGAGGUGUGUUCAUAACAUUUUUACCUACAUUAAAUGAUAUACAACAUGGACACCGGAAAGACAUGAUUAUAACCCUCACAUCGACUGUUGUCUUCGAUAUUCUCGAUGGUGUCGACAAUUUAGAAGACCUGUUCGAGAAAGACGUUCGUGACACAUACCCGCCCGGUCUUGACGACGCCAUUAUUGUUGUUUGUUGCAUCAACUUCCUGUUACCCACAGUUCCGUUGUUCACGCUCGCGAAAACAAAGUUUGGCAUAAAGAAACUACCAUUAAAAUUGGAAUUGUUACAUAAAUUUUCUAUAGCUUACCUUAUAAACUUACCUCUGUUUAUUACACGAAUGAUCACGUGGCAUGGUCUAUCUCAAGGUAUUUCUAUUUUCCUCCUGAAGAAUAUAAUGGCGAUGGGAGUUGUGACUUUUGAAGUGUGUGAAAAGCUCAUCUUCUCAAAGAAAAGCAAAGAAAGCAAAGGAUCAAAUAACUCGCAGGAAGGUACUUCACUGUAAUGCAGUUGUCUGAAACUUCUCCAGUUACACAAUACUAGCCUCAGUAUCUUAGAAAAUAAUGCUUUUAUUUUCCUUUUUGUAUAUGCAUGCCACAUAAGUUUGCAUUCGAAUUUUGUGUUCAUUGUACUUCUUGUCUUGCAGAUGUUUCAUCAUGGUGAAUCUAUAUAACUAACCUGUGUAACCGAGUCGAAAGGCAUGAAUUUACAUCGUCCUG